GGUUCUGCGCUGGAAGUCUCCGGGUGAGUCGCUGUUGCUGAGGCUGUCGCCUGAGGUUUUUCGCGCUCCUCCCUUUCCUCCUCCUCUUUCUCCUCCUCCUUAUCCGAACCCCAGUCAGACCGAUCUGCUCUGCUCUCGGUGACCUUGCAACUUCAUGGAUGACGACAAACCUUUUCAACCAAAAAACAUUUCAAAAACGGCAGAACUCUUUAUGGAAUGUGAAGAAGAAGAGCUAGAGCCAUGGCAGAAGAAAGUAGAAGAAACUCAGGAUGAGGAUGACGAUGAACUGAUCUUUGUUGGAGAGAUAUCAAGUUCAAAACCAGCCAUUUCAAAUAUUUUGAACAGAGGCCACUCCAGCUCAUCUUCAAAAGGAAUAAAGAGUGAGCCACACAGUCCAGGUAUUCCUAAAAUAUUCAGGACUGCAAGUCAACGCUGCAGAGACCCACCAUCGACUCCAGUGGCUGCCUCGCCUAGAUUUCAUCUUGUAUCUAAAUCUUCACAAAGCUCUGUUACUGUUGAGAAUGCAUCUAAACCUGAUUUUACAAAGAAUUCACAAGUUGGAUCGGAUAAUUCUUCAAUUUUACUGUUUGACUCGACCCAGGAAUCACUAUCACCAUCCCAAGACAUACCAGCAAUUUUUAGAGAAGGUAUGAAAAAUACUUCAUAUGUGUUAAAACAUCCUUCUACUUCUAAAGUAAACAGUGUUACUCCAAAAAAACCAAAGACCAGUGAAGAUGUUCCUCAGAUAAAUCCCCCCACUUCAUUGCCUUUAACUGGCUCUCCUCCAGUGACAUCCUCCAAAGUUAUGCUGUCAAAAGGUACAAAUACCUCACCUCCAUAUGAUGCUGGAGCAGAUUACCUAAGAGCUUGUCCAAAGUGCAAUGUUCAGUUCAAUCUUUUGGAUCCUUUGAAAUACCACAUGAAGCGUUGUUGUCCAGACAUGAUAACUAAAUUUUUGGGAGUAAUUGUUAAAUCAGAACGUCCAUGUGAUGAAGACAAGACUGAUUCAGAGACAGGAAGGUUGAUCAUGUUAGUCAAUGAGUUUUAUUAUGGAAGGCAUGAAGGAGUCACUGAGAAAGAGCCAAAGACUUACACAACCUUUAAAUGCUUCAGUUGCUCGAAAGUUCUUAAAAAUAAUAUUAGGUUUAUGAACCACAUGAAACAUCACUUGGAACUUGAGAAGCAGAACAGUGAAAGCUGGGAAAACCACACCACCUGCCAGCACUGUUACCGGCAAUAUCCCACACCCUUCCAACUGCAGUGCCACAUUGAGAGUACACACACUCCCCAUGAGUUUUCUACUAUUUGCAAAAUCUGUGAAUUAUCAUUUGAAACAGAGCAUAUUCUUUUACAACAUAUGAAGGACACCCAUAAACCUGGUGAAAUGCCAUAUGUUUGCCAGGUUUGCCAGUUUAGAUCAUCAACAUUUUCUGAUGUAGAAGCUCAUUUUAGAGCAGCCCAUGAAAACACUAAGAACUUGCUAUGUCCAUUUUGCCUCAAAGUUAGUAAAAUGGCAACCCCCUACAUGAAUCAUUACAUGAAGCAUCAGAAAAAAGGAGUUCAUCGUUGCCCAAAAUGCAGACUACAAUUUUUGACCAGGAAGGAGAAAGCUGAACAUAAGGCGCAGCAUCGUACAUUUAUAAAGCCUAAAGAACUAGAAGGAUUGCCUCCUGGAGCAAAAGUUACUAUUCGAGCUUCACUUGGACCUCUCCAGUCAAAAUUACCAACUGCAUCUUUCGGUUGUGCUCCAGGCACUUCUUUUCUUCAGGUCACACCUCCGACAUCUCAAAAUACAACUGCUAAAAAUCCUAGAAAAUCUAAUGCCAGUAGAUCUAAGACAAGUAAGCCUCAUGCAACUACAUCCACUGCAAGUAAAGCUAAUACAAGUAAGCCAAGGCGACGUAUAGCUACAAGUAAGCCUCAUGCAACUACAUCCACUGCAAGUAAAGCUAAUACAAGUAAGCCAAGGCGACGUAUAGCUAAGUGCAAAGCAAAACCCUCUUACAAGCAAAAGCGACAGCGCAACAGAAAAAAUAAAAUGAGCCUUGCUUUGAAGAACAUAAGGUGUCGUCGGGGAAUUCACAAGUGCAUUGAAUGUCAUUCCAAAAUAAAAGAUUUUGCAAGCCACUUUUCUAUAUACAUCCGCUGCAGUUUUUGCAAGUACAAUACUAACUGUAACAAAGCCUUUGUAAAUCAUAUGAUGAGCUCUCAUAGCAACCAUCCAGGUAAACGGUUUUGUAUUUUCAAGAAGCAUUCAGGAACUCUCAGGGGCAUUACUCUAGUGUGCCUUAAAUGUGAUUUCCUAGCUGAUUCUUCUGGCUUAGAUCGUAUGGCUAAACACUUAAGUCAACGUAAAACUCAUACUUGCCAAGUUAUAAUAGAGAAUGUUUCCAAAAGUACCUCAACUUCUGAACCCACUACUGGCUGCUCAUUGAAAUAGAUUCCUGCUCCAUGGAGUUCAUGCAACCUGGUGCAAGACAAGUUGGAAGUUCCUAAGUUCAAAGUUCUGAAGUAUUUUCUCACACAAAGGGCAGUUAAACAGCCAAGUUUAUGACACUAGCUCUCAUUAUUCAGCCCUUUUCAGCUUUCAGAUGCCACUACAUUGUUAUUCCACCUUAUCUUUGCGUCAGGUUAACAUAUCUUUAACAUAUUUUUUUCUCCAGUUGGCUCUCUCCAAAAAUGCCUUUUGUUUUUCUCUGCUAUACUUGACUUGCCUUCAGAAUAUUACAUUCCAGGUAAUAUGACUGUUCAUCUUUUUCUGUCUGUUUUGUCUGCUUUCUUAAUUUCUUAUAAGUCUUACAUGUUUAGGUCAGAUAACCAUUUUUUCUUCAUUCCUUGUUCAUUACUGUUCUAUUUUUCAUAUUUUUCAAAUGAAGAAGCAACACAUAAGUUUCAAAAAAUAUCCAGGGUACUCCUGGACAGUGUCCCCUUUUGAUGGACACAACUGAUACCUGUUCUUUCUUUCCAAGAAAUGUGAAUUAUUUGACUGUGAGACCUCCUCUAGUUUGUGGCCUUCAGAAAUCAGAUCUUGGGGAGAGUCCCUUCCUACCUGACUGACCUCCCAUAAGGCUGAUACUGAUUUGGCCAGAGAUGACCUCAAGGCCCACCAAAUAGAGCACAGCUUCCCAUUGGGAGCUUUGGCUUUUGAUCUUAAGCUUAUGGGUCGAUUCUAACCAAGAAAAGUCCAUGAGAUCAGUGCUUCAACAUCCAGGUUGACGUUUAACCAUUUUGGCUGCUGCUCUUUAAUUUUCCUCUAGCAGGCAUGCAGUCCAAGGAAUAUCAAAAUUCUGAUUGUAUGGGAACCAAGGUUACUUUCUUGUUCUUGGAUAAAGAAAAUUUCUACGAUUACAGUUCCCAAAGACACAGUUGUUCAUGUUAUUUAAAGUUUUAUCCAGUAUUCUAGGAAUUUUCAGCAAUACUAAUAUUCUCAUUUUUAAACAUUUUUUACAUUUUAUUUUGUUUUAUUUUGGUAGCUUGGUUUUAUAUUGUUUUUAGAUCAGUGCUUCAACAUCCAGGCUGACGUUUAGCCAUUUUGGCUGCUGUUCUUUAAUCUUCCUCUAGCAGGCAUGCAGUCCAAGGAAUAUCAAAAUUCUGGUUGUAUUGGGAACCAAGGUUACUUUUCUUGUUUUUGGAAAAACAAAAUUUCUACCAUUACAGUUCCCAAAGUCAGUUAUUCACGUUUUCAUUUAAAGUUUUAUCCAAUAUUCUAGGAAUUUUCAGCAAUACUGAUAUUCACUUUAUUUUUUUUCUUUUUUUAAGACAGAGUCUUGCUCUGUCACCCAGGCUGGAGUGCAGUGGCGCGAUCUUGGCUCACUGCAAGCUCCGCCUCCUGGGUUCACGCCAUUCUCCUGCCUCAGUCUCCCAAGUACCUGGGAUGACAGGCGCCUGCCACCACGCCCGGCUAAUUUUUAAUUUUUUGUAUUUUUAGUAGAGACAGGGUUUCACCAUGUUAGCCAGGAUGGUCUCGAUCUCCUGACGUCAUGAUCAGCCCGCCUCGUCCUCCCAAAGUGCUGGGAUUACAGGUGUGAGCCGCUGCACCCGACCGAUAUUCACAUUUUUAAACAUUUUUUUUAAUUUUAUUUUGGUAGCUUGGUUUUAUAUUGUUCUUAAAUUUAUUUUACUCUAUUUUAUUUUUCCAUCACUUCUUUGUCCCAGAUUCAUGAAAUUUGCUGAUGUCCAUUUUAUGUCUACUUUUGAACUCUUCUCUUUGUGUUUGUUUUGUUCUUAUUACAAACUCCAAGACAUUUCUUAGAAUUGCCUACAGAUUUCGUGUAGCUACUUAUUGGUAGCUUCUUAAUUUCAUACUUGUCCAGACCAUUAGACAUUAUUACAUGCUCUGUCUUGGGCCUAUCAUUAACAUUAGCUUAGGGAUUCUGAUUUCAAAGACAUAAAGAAUUGGCAAAACUCUUCUUACAGAACUUAAAACAAGUUUUAAAGUUACAUUUCUAUACAUCUAAUACAUAAUACCUUCUUAGCCAUUAAUGUAAUUCCUCUGGAUAAAGAUAAUAUAUUCAAAAAAUAUUGGGACCAAAAAAUGCACUUGUUUCUUGCUCAUAUAUAUAUAGAUGUAUAUUUUUUUAAUUUCUUGUGUGUUUAUUUUGGUUACAUUGAAUACAGAUUUGCUGAACAGUUUUGAUGUUAUUUUUUUAAUAAAAUUUGUAUUGUUAAA
Pan troglodytes (chimpanzee) is the source of this 4669-nucleotide messenger RNA. It is a transcript of the gene ZNF280C, whose product is annotated as zinc finger protein 280C. The record is from RefSeq and is a predicted model, not a curated record. The transcript has 19 exons. Bases 155 to 2440 code for a protein of 761 amino acids. Gene Ontology annotation, biological process: regulation of DNA-templated transcription. Lineage: Eukaryota; Metazoa; Chordata; Mammalia; Primates; Hominidae. Gene Ontology annotation, molecular function: RNA polymerase II cis-regulatory region sequence-specific DNA binding; DNA-binding transcription factor activity, RNA polymerase II-specific.